UUGCCAGCGCCAGUUCCCAGGUUACCAACAUACACCUUGGUUUCUGUUUAAAAACGCAAAUAGAAGAAUGCACAUUAUGCAAAACUUGGCCCAAGUUUCAAUCAAUUAUUUGCCUUAAAACAGGUCAUCCUCAAGAUUGGGUAAAGCACAUUAAAUGCCCUCUAUCCAAGAUUGAACUUAGUCCUAAAACUGGUGAAAGUCCGCAAAUCCCUGAAAAACUAGACUUUUGACAAAGUUCUUAACGUUCUAAAUAAUGCAAAGUGACCCUCCCGAACAGAGAUGCGUGGUAGGAUACACCGAAACGUGGGGCGGGACGCGGCCCGGCCCCGCCCCGCCCAUGAGUCCCGGCAGCCCCGGGUGCACCCGGAGCGCGCGGGCCCCCAGCGGCAGCGGCGUCGGCGGCGGGAAGGCCUCAGUAGGGGCCGGGCAGGGAGAGCAGGCCUGGCACCGGCUCUCUUCCUCCGCGGCAACCGCCCCAGGCACAGGCUCGCCCAAGACUCCAAGUCCCCGCCCCAGAGCCAUAAACCGCGCUCGAAAGAACUAAAAGAGAAAAACCAGCCGCCAGUCGCAGAAUACGUCCCCAUUCCCAUUCCGCAAUUUAACCGAUUGUUUGACGAGAACACGCAGCUCACAGCUGUCAAUUUCGUUCCGUCUGAAACACAACCACGAUCUUACAGCUGCGGCCAGAUCUGUCCGCUGAAGUGGCGGGAAAGCGCUGAGGAAAUGCGCCACCACGGUCGUCAAUGUGCGCAAAAUGGCAGCCGCCGCCGAGGGAGGGGGGAGGGGGGCCGCCGGGCGGCUCCGAGAAAGGCAACGCGAAAACCGUCAUCUCAACCCUGCUUCAGGCUGGAUUGGGCCACAAAAAUGCCCGAGAGUACGGAACUCGGCAGAGAGGUACACCCGCCAUCCUCUGUCUCCCUUCAGCACCCCGCCCCCGCUGCCUCCGGCUUCGUAUGGCGUGCGCCGAAGCCGCCAUUACGCACGCGGAAUAACCGUCUCCCAACCGCCGCGCCAACCCUACGGCCUCGCAAUGCUCAUUACACCCACACCAACGUCCCUCACCGGACUCCAGCCUCUUACCUCCUCCGUACCGCCCGUAACGCGACAUGAUGACCGACCCGCGUGCUCGGCUCUUCAGCUCGCAGCGCCCAGGGCUCGAGUGACGCAAAAGCUGACAGAGACCCACACUCGCCAACAGUCCCGGCGGCACUACGAGGAAGAGCCCGGGUUCGCAUUUAUAUAUGCGGCCGCUGGGCUCUGCGCAUGCGUCAUGCCGUUGUUCUGCGCGGCACAAAGGAGCUGGGCGGAAACAGCCGAGAAACGACGCGGAAGGAACUGAAGAAACGAGCACGCGGAUGAUGGGCGGAGGGAUACGUUUCCAUGGGAACGCCACGAUCUCUCCACAACACCUCAGACUGAGCUUUGUGUGGAAGAAGUGACCUCAAUCAGGAGAUCAGGAGCUACCCUGAUUACAACCACAUCACUCCACUUCCACUUCAGAUAUUUCUCAUCUGUAAGUGGGGAAACAAAUAAUGUCACUUACUCUAAGUAAAAUAAAAAGUAAUCAAGAGGACAAGUUUGAAGAUGCCUGUGAAAGUAUCCCUGUGGCAACAACGAUGAAUCUACCAUCUUCCUUGGAAGAAUGCACCACUGGAUUGUAUUUAUUUCUAAAUAAUAGAUUCUCAGAUGCAAUAAAUCUCAUUCAUCCAUGGUCUAAAAACAGCAUAUACCAUUCCCUAAUGUAUGGUAUCCUUAUGGUUGUCAAGGCCGUACUGACUUUUGAACCACAGGAUUUACGGAUUGGAAUGAUGGCUGCAAAGGAUGCUUUGAAAACCUGUGACAAUUUCCGAAAAAAACCUAAAAUGACACUGUCUCAUCUAGUAAGUAGACAGGGAAUAACGGCUAUCACAGAAGAGGAAUUGCAUGCAGAAGUCUGUUAUGCUGAGUGUUUGAUGUUGAAAUCCUUUAUAUCACUUAUACAGGAGGAGAGCAUGCUUGCUUUUCUUAAAAGCGGGAUCAGUGUUGGGUCAAGUUACCACAUAUACAAAGACUGUCAACAAGUAUUAACACAGAUCCCUGACAACCAAAGCAAAGCCCACAAACACCUGGUUGGAGGUAUAAAAUUUGGACUUGGAGUGUUCAAUUUGAUGUUAUCACUUAUGCCACCAAAAACACUUAAACUACUCAAUAUUAUUGGAUAUUCUGGUGAUAGAGAAGUAGGCUUAGCUUUGCUUCACGAGAGUGCAUCUGAAACCCAUAUAAAUAAUAUCUUAAGUCUUUUGAUUCUACUCUUUUAUUACAAUUAUGUCUAUGUAGCUUUUGGUGUUGAAAAGGUUUACAAUUCUGCUACAGAGGAUCUCUUCCUAGUCUACCUCCAGAAAUUUCCAAACUGUGUCAUAUUUAAAUUUUUCCAUGCACGUUCUAGUAUGCUGAAAGGAAAUUUUGAAAAUGCACAGUUAAAAUUACAGGAGUGCAUUUUUACUCAGAAUGAAUGGAAGCAGGUUCAUCACCUCUGUUACUGGGAAUUCAUGUGGUGCCACAUUUUACUGCAGGAUUGGAGGCAGGCUUACCACUAUGCCAAUCUACUGUCUCAACACAGCAGAUGGUCCAAGGCAAUAUAUGUGUACAGUAAAGCUAUCACCCUGGCUUUGCUUCCUUCUGAUUUUGUGAAAUCAGUAAGUGAGAAUAUGAACUCUCUCUUCUUAAGAGUGGAAAGCCUGAAAAUCAAAUUUUUAGGCAGUGCUGUGCCAAUAGAGAAGUUUGUUGCAGAGAAGGGUCGGCGCUAUGGCACUACAACAGGCUGGUUUACAGCCCAGCCCCUUCUGGAGUUCAUAUAUGCCUGGAGUGGUUUCCUAGUCAUGAGCAGAAAGAAUGAGCUUAUUUCAAGCUGGCUGUCAAUAAUCGACAAAGGAGAAGACCUUUUACAAGAAAAUCCACAUAAAGUGUAUGGCACAGAUGACAUAAGUUUAUUAAAUUUACUGAAAGGCCUAUGCCUGAAACACUUAGGCAAAUAUUCAGAGGCUGAGUAUUACUUUAAUUGUGUCAUUCAAAAGAAGAAAUUAUUAAAAUAUGACCACUAUUUGGUGCCAUAUACUUACUAUGAACUGGGAAUCUUACACUAUCUAAAAGGAGACUAUGACAGUGCAACAAAAAACCUAGACAACGUAAGAAAUUACAAAGACUAUUCCAUGGAAACUCGAUUACAGUUUAGGACUCACAUAGCACUUGAACAAAUAGCCAGAGAAAAAUGACUUAAACACAAAGUGUGGUUUUGUUUAGUAGAAGUGAAAUAUCUACAGUGAGCAAGUAAUUAACAGGUAGAAAAAUCAUAUCUUUGCGGAAAAAAUCCAAGAGGCAGCUGCCAAGAAUCUGAUCAGUAAUGAGAAAGGGGUGGGCAAUGACUUUUCCCUUUUUCUUUCUCAUACCUAUAAAAUGCAAUGUCUUAGAGGCAAAUGAGAUGAAGCACAUUCUUGAAAACGAAAAGGCAAAUGAUGUACAUUAAAAAGAAUUCUCUCUUAUGUUAUAAAUUCAUCAAUUAUGUUAGAGAACAUUUUCAAAACCUCAAAAACAUUUUUAACAUCUCACUAAUUUAUACAACUCACUAUGCUAGGAAUC
Molecule: messenger RNA, 3615 nt
Organism: Piliocolobus tephrosceles (Ugandan red Colobus)
Lineage: Eukaryota; Metazoa; Chordata; Mammalia; Primates; Cercopithecidae
Product: tetratricopeptide repeat protein 39B-like
Exons: 2
Coding region: 1533-3251 (572 amino acids)
Biological process (GO): negative regulation of cholesterol storage; regulation of cholesterol metabolic process; cholesterol homeostasis
Molecular function (GO): protein binding
Source: RefSeq, a predicted model, not a curated record